Gorilla gorilla gorilla (western lowland gorilla) is the source of this 1052-nucleotide messenger RNA. RefSeq names its product anaphase promoting complex subunit 15 (gene ANAPC15). Gene Ontology annotation, cellular component: anaphase-promoting complex. NCBI's taxonomy places the organism in Eukaryota, Metazoa, Chordata, Mammalia, Primates, Hominidae. The transcript has 6 exons. The record is from RefSeq and is a predicted model, not a curated record. Gene Ontology annotation, biological process: regulation of mitotic cell cycle spindle assembly checkpoint. The coding region runs from base 375 to 752 and encodes 125 amino acids.
UGCCUAAUUACGCGGGUUGGGAAUCUGAGAUACAGGGAAGGGCAGCGGCUGGCCCUGGGUCGGUCAGAUAAAUUAAGACAAAAGCAGGACCAGGCAUCGAUUAUUUUCUCCUGCUCAUCCCUUUCACGGAGGAGUUCUAAGCCCCGACUCACUGUAUGACCUAAAGCCAGUCUCUGCCUGUCGCUGGGCCUCAGUUCGCCUGUCCUAAGUUUAAUUCAGAUUAUCGGGCACUCCUGGUCAGCUCCCUCAGCCGCUCAAAGCUGGUUGUACCCUUAUAAUAUGAAGACACUGAGGCUCAGAGAGGUUAAAUGACUCAGCCAAGGUCAAACAGCUAGUAAGUGGUGGAGCCAGGACUCAAAGCCAGUCUAGGAGCCAUGUCCACUUUGUUCCCCUCACUCUUCCCUCGUGUGACUGAGACUCUGUGGUUUAAUCUGGAUCGACCCUGUGUGGAAGAGACAGAGCUGCAGCAGCAGGAACAGCAGCAUCAGGCCUGGCUCCAAAGCAUCGCGGAGAAAGACAACAACCUGGUUCCUAUUGGCAAGCCAGCCUCAGAGCACUAUGAUGACGAGGAAGAAGAGGAUGAUGAAGACGAUGAGGAUAGUGAAGAGGACUCAGAGGAUGAUGAGGAUAUGCAGGACAUGGACGAGAUGAAUGACUACAAUGAGUCACCGGAUGAUGGAGAGGUCAAUGAGCCUCCUCUCCAGGUGGACAUGGAAGGCAACGAACAGGAUCAGGACCAGUGGAUGAUCUAGGUAGACAAGGCAGGGUGGCCUCAGGGAGAUUCCAGGCCAGCCCAAACUACCCUGCAUCCCAACCCCCAACCCCUGCCCACAGAACCAGCUGAUGGUCCCAGUGCCUGAAAGUGCCCUUGGGCACCUCCUCAGCUGCUGCCAGGAUCUGGUCUCUUUGGCCCCUCCCAGGCCAUCAGUCUGCACUUGAAAUCCCCAGGGCCAGAGCCCCACUCCACCUUCCUGGCCAGUACCUCACCCCUUGAUUGCCAGGUCUGGUCUCUUUCUAAGUUCCUUUAAUAAAGACAAAGGAGUGAUUUUCCA